This is a messenger RNA of Zingiber officinale, 1138 nucleotides long. RefSeq names its product TLC domain-containing protein 5-like. The transcript has 5 exons. Gene Ontology annotation, cellular component: membrane. The record is from RefSeq and is a predicted model, not a curated record. Bases 295 to 1011 code for a protein of 238 amino acids. Lineage: Eukaryota; Viridiplantae; Streptophyta; Magnoliopsida; Zingiberales; Zingiberaceae.
GGAGCCGCACGGAGGUUUCAGCUUCGUGCAGGUUUAAGAAUUCUCAUAUCUUGAAGAUGAAGUCAGAGAACAUCUCUCUACAGAAGCUUCUCCAACGUCUGAAGACGUAUGAACAGUACGAGCAUCCAGUCACCGCCUCUCACCAUUAAUGACCCGGACGUUCAUGUCCCAAUCUAGCUCAACCCAUCUCAUGCACGCCAAACUGUUUCUAAUCAAUUCAUUUCCAUCGCCGAGCUGUCGAAGAAUAUAUCAGGAAUUCUCCCUGAAUUCUCGCUCUGUAUCAGGAACAGAUCGAUGGAGGAUUACAUAGCGAAGUGGGUGACCUCAGGCGUGCUCUUCUGGUCGACCACCUUCUUACUCGUUCGAAGCCUGUUCCGGCACCGCUCUUUCGACUUCAGCAACCGCGUCGUCUCCGCCAUCCACGCCGUGGUCGCCGUUUCCUUCGCCUCCUUCUCCGUGCAGGACUGGAGUUGCCCCCUGUGUCCCUUGGCCUCGAGGUCUUCUCCUCUGCAGAUGAAAGCCUUGGCCGUGACGCUAUCGUAUCUGAUUUAUGAUCUCGUGUGCUGCCUGUUCGACCGAAAUCCCAAGACGGACAACUCCAUCCAUCACGUAAUUAGCAUCGUCGGAAUCGGAGCAGGUCUUGCCUACGAAAUGUGUGGGUCAGAAAUGGUGGCAUCGAUGUGGAUCACAGAGAUCUCUAGCCCUUUCCUCCACAUGAGGGAGCUUCUCAAAGAGCUUGGCCAUAGGGACACCGACCUAAAUUUCACAGUCGAUGUUUUGUUCGCUGCCAUUUUCUCCCUGGCCAGGAUGGUCGGUGGCCCAUAUCUGACAUAUGUGACGCUGAAAGCGGACAACCCGCUCCUGAUUAAGGCCAUGGCACUGGGGCUGCAGCUGGUCAGUGCCUUCUGGUUCUACAAGAUCCUCAAGAUGUUCAGAUAUAAGAUAGCAAAGAGGAGGAGGUCGGUAGAUAUGGGUAUGGCAGCUGCCAAAGUUUCAGCUCGUUCGAGUUAAUGCUUAGUGAAUGCAUUGUUUUUUUUUUGGGUUCUUAGCGGAGAGCAUCUUUGCAGAUGAACACCGGUUCUGAAUCAGUUUAUGCUCUGUUGAUGACUGCAAUGAAGAAGAUUGUGCUUUCAGAAUU